UGCGGCGUGGUGCGGGGGGCGUUGUGUGCGGGGCGGAGUCAUACUUACCUGGCAGGGGAGACACCAUGAUCAGGCAGGUGGUUUUCCCAGGGCGAGGCUCAUCCCUUGCACUCCGGGUGUGCUGACCCCUGCGAUUUCCUCAAAUGCGGGAAACUCGACUGCAUAAUUUGUGGUAGUGGGGGACUGCGUUCGCGCUCUCCCCUGAUAUUGGUAGUGCAAAGACAGAUGUUAAUUUUAAAAAACACUAGGAGUUUUAUCGGGACUGUAGUUACUACCGAUGAUGCUGCGGUGUUCAAUUCUGCUUCCCCCUGUCGCGAUAUCUGCCGCCGUGAGACGCAUGAACGACGCCUCCGCUCUGCUAUUCCGCUGUGUCACCUCACGCAUCCCGUCUCCGAGCCGUUGCCCCCUCGCUUCGGGUGUCCCGCACCGCCCUGUCCACGCGUGACCCGCCCCGGCUCCGCCCCGCCCGUCAGUAAUGACGUGUCCGUGACGCCAUCUCCCCGCGCCUUUCCGCUUUCCCUGCUGGCGGCGGCGCGGCCCGCAGCGGCCUCCGGGAUGGCGUCUAACGCCGCCCGCGGGCCGCGCUGCCGGGAACGGAGCCGCCGGGGCCGGACGGGCCGGGGAUCGGUGACCACCGGCCGCAGCCGGGAGCGGGAGUCCCGGGACCUCCCAGGAGAAACGCCGCCGCUCGGAGAUGUGGAUGCUUUGGGCCGCUCCGAGGAGGGCGACGAAGCCACCAAGACCCAGAAAAAACCUGCCCGAAACCAAAAACAGAAAAGUAUUCCCAAUGACCCCAAUGGCCCGGCCCCUGCGGAGACCGGGGCUCAUGGCGAGCCCUCGAGGACCUCGGAGAAUGGGUCCGUGCCGCCCCCAAAGGCCCCUGGGAAGCGCGGUCGGAAGUCCAAGACGGAGAUGCUGCUGCUGAAACUGUCUCAGGACUUGGAGUGCCCGGCCCCGGAGCCCAUCUGUGUGCAGAAGAUGCUGGGGAGCAGCGAGCAGGCGUCGGAAGGCCUGGAGACCCCCCCCGGCGGGCGCCCCAAGAGGCGGGCAGCCAAAGUGGCUUUGCUGUACCUGCAGGAGCUGGCGGAGGAGCUGACGUCCGUGUACCAGCCCCCGGCUCCCACUGAGGGUGCCCAGGAGCCGGAGCUCGCGCGUGUCCAGAAGAAGCGUCAGAGCCGGAGGAGGAAGGAGGAGGAAACAGACAGUGAUGAUCCCGCGCAAGAUGCUGACUUUGUACCCUCGAAGGAGGUGUUGCUGCAGGCAGAGGAGGAGGAGGGGAGCGAUGCGCCGCUCAGUGAGGCAUCGGAGCCAGAGCUGGAGGCACUCCGAGGACAUGGUGGGAAGGUGGCAUCUGCAGGGAGAUCCAAGCCCCAGUGCCGAGGCCUCGCUCCCAACGGCUUCCACAACUCCAUCAUGGCCCCGGUGGAGAAGUGCUCCAGCCUCACCUGCAGCCUGCGGGAGCAGAAGUACUCGCAGUGGGAGUUCCCCGACUGGAUCCCUUUGGCGCACAAGUGGACGUGGCUCUCGGAGAGCGAGGCUGCCCCAUACCUGCCAGCAGAGGAGAAGUCUCCCCUCUUCUCCAUCCAGCGGGAGGGCAUCGAAGAUGACGGCGUCUUGUACAGGGUGAACAGGUUCAACUCCCUGCAGCCCCACGCGGAGCGCCUGGACGUGUCCUUCUUCGUGGGCGGCCCCGUGUGGGCCAUGGAGUGGUGUCCGUCCCCGGAGGGCUCCACAGCCGCUCAGUACGUGGCCGUCUACUGCCACGGCAGCAUGGAGGAGACGCACAGCGUGGCCGGGCUCCACGGGGGCCCCGCGCUCCUGCAGCUCUGGGGCCUGGGCACGCUGCAGCAGGAGCCGGGCUCCGCCGACAGCGCCGCGCUGGCCUACGCCAUCGCUGCCGACCACGGCUGCGUCUGGGACAUGAAGUUCUGCCCCAGCGGAGCCUGGGAGCUGCCCACCGCCACCAGGAAGCCCCCGCAGAUGAACCGGCUGGGCCUGCUGGCCGUGGCCUUCUCGGACGGCAAGGUGCUGCUGUACUCCCUGCCGCACCCCGGCGCCCUGCGGCGCUCCAAGGCAACCCAGGUAAAAGAUGGGUCCUUCCACAAGCACGUUAUCUGCAAGGUGCAGUGUGUCGCCACGCUCCAGGUGGGCUCUGUCCAGGCAGGGAAUGCCUCCGAGUGCGGCCAGUGCUUCAGCCUCUCCUGGAUGCCAUGCAAGCCCCAUCAUCACCUCGCAGCCGGUUUUUAUGACGGCACUGUGGCCAUCUGGAACCUGCUCACCAAGUCCCUGCUGCAGUGCGUGCACCAGCCCGACGGCUCCCUCAAGCUCUACCCUUUCCGGUGCUUCCUGGCCCACGACCACGCGGUGCGGAGCAUCGAGUGGUGCAAGGCCGAUAGCAACUUCCUGGUCACGGCAGGGAGCGACCGCAAGAUCAAGUUCUGGGACCUGCGGCGGCUCUACGAGCCCAUCAACAGCAUCAAGCGGUUCCUCAGCACCGAGGUGGCCUGGCUGCUGCCCUACAACGGGGUCACCGUGGCCCAGGACAACUGCUACGCCUCUUAUGGUCUCUGUGGGAUCCAUUACAUCGACGCCGGCUACUUGGGCUUCAAGGCUUAUUUUGUGGCCCCUCGCAAGGGGACUGUGUGGAGCAUAUCUGGCUCGGACUGGCUGAACACGGUGGCCGCAGGAGACAUCACCGGCGAGCUGUUGGCUGCGGUGCUGCCCGACCUGGCCGUCAACCCCCUCAACGUCAAGCGCUCCUCGGACCGCAGAUUUCCAGUCUACAAAGCUGAUCUGCUGCCGGGGGACGGUGAGCCGGCGCUGCCCAAGACCAGGCACUACAGGGAGAUGGUGACCAAGAGCUACAUCCGAUUCCGGGACACGGACCUGCUUCAGGAACUUCCCCAGCCGGGAGCCCAUGCGCAGGAUGCACUCGCAGGAGGCCAAGGCAGAGCUCAGCCUCGACCGCCUGCAGCUGGAGUCCCUGCACAAGGUGCGUUUCAGCCCCAACCUGGACUCGCACGGCUGGCUGGUGUCGGGCGGGCAGGCGGGCAUCGUGCGGGCGCAUUGCCUGGCCGGGCUGGCCUCCGCCACCAGCCGCCGGCUGCUCCCCGAGUGCCGUGCCCGCUUCAGCUCCCUCUUCGGGGACCAGCCCGGCAGCCCCAGCCCCCCCGGGAGCCCCCCGCUGCCCACCGAAUAGCGCCGGGGCGGGGAUCCUCCUGCUGCUGCCACACGCACGUGCCCCUGGCAGGAGCCCGGGCCAGGGGCAGGCUGCGCCAGCCGGGGUCCGGGGGGGCUCCAUGGCCCCUCUUGGUGCUUCUUACCCCUCCUCGCGGGAGGGAUGUCUGCUCCUGGCCCUCACUGGAACGCUCGGGACGCGUGUCCCCAUGGUCUGGGUCCGGAAGGAUCCUUUUGCGCUGUUUGGUCUGAGCUGGUGCGGGGAGGGCGGUGGGACCGUGCGUGUCCCUGGCUUGAGCUGUGGGUCUUGGGGCCUGAGGCUGGGGGAGCACCCCCCGGCCCCCCACUGGCGUGGGGCUGUGCUUGUUCUUGCCUCCUGCCCCCCGUCGCUGGCUGAGCCCCGCCGUGCAGGGGAUGGACGGGGCUGGCAGCGGUGCCAGGAGCUCUGAAGUUGCUCACAUUGAGCCUGUGUUCGACUGUGCAGUAAACGUGGUUUGUUUUGUAAA
Chroicocephalus ridibundus (black-headed gull) is the source of this 3683-nucleotide messenger RNA. RefSeq names its product general transcription factor IIIC subunit 2 (gene GTF3C2). Gene Ontology annotation, cellular component: transcription factor TFIIIC complex. Gene Ontology annotation, biological process: transcription by RNA polymerase III. NCBI's taxonomy places the organism in Eukaryota, Metazoa, Chordata, Aves, Charadriiformes, Laridae. The record is from RefSeq and is a predicted model, not a curated record. Bases 226 to 3429 code for a protein of 1067 amino acids. The transcript has 18 exons. Gene Ontology annotation, molecular function: protein binding.